Sceloporus undulatus (fence lizard) is the source of this 1138-nucleotide messenger RNA. RefSeq names its product vomeronasal type-2 receptor 26-like. The coding region runs from base 1 to 1122 and encodes 373 amino acids. The transcript has 2 exons. Gene Ontology annotation, biological process: G protein-coupled receptor signaling pathway. Lineage: Eukaryota; Metazoa; Chordata; Lepidosauria; Squamata; Phrynosomatidae. Gene Ontology annotation, cellular component: membrane. Gene Ontology annotation, molecular function: G protein-coupled receptor activity. The record is from RefSeq and is a predicted model, not a curated record.
AUGAAUGGACAGGUUUCACAUGAAGAUGUGGAUCUGGCAGCAUCUGGCUUUGACAUUGUGAACUGGGUCCUGUUUCCAAACGAGACGAAAGCCAGAGUGAACAUUGGGAGUAUAGAGGCCAGGGCAGACUAUGAGACAAAGUUCACCAUUCACCCAGAAGCCAUUGUGUGGCCCCUGAAGUUUAACAAGUUAAAUCACUCCUUCUCUUUAGAUACAGAACGAUGCAUCAAAUGUCCAGAAGAUCGGUAUCCAAACAAAGGCCGAGAUCAAUGUCUCCCCAAAGUCAUCACUUUCUUGUCUUAUGAAGAACCUUUGGGGAUUGUCCUGAUUUCAUUUGCAUUAGUCUUGUUUUUCUGCACAGUGGUUGUCUUACGUAUCUUCAUCAAAUACCUAGACACUCCAGUAGUCAAAGCCAACAACCGGGACCUCUCUUACCUUUUGCUUCUGUCACUCCUGUUUACUUUUUUGUCCUGCCUCCUGUUCCUUGGCCAGCCAAAGAAAGCAACUUGCCUUCUUCAACAAACUGCUUCCAGCAUCAUUUUCACCAUUGCUGUCUCUUCUGUUUUGGCCAAAACCAUCACUGUAGUGCUGGCCUUCCUGGCCACACAGCCAGGGAAUAGAGUAAGAAGAUAUCUGGGGAAGGGCUUGGCAAACUCUAUUGUGAUUUCAUGUUCCUUUGUUGAAAUUGUCAUCUCUUGUAUAUGGCUGGGCAUGUCUCCUCCAUUCCCUGACUUGGACAUGCAUUCCCAGCCCGGAGAGAUCGUCCUGAAAUGCAACGAAGGGUCUGUGACCAUGUUCUACGUUGCCCUUGGCUACAUGGGCCUUCUGGCUGUCAUCUGCUUGGUGGUGGCUUUCCUGGCCAGAAAGCUGCCUGGGGCCUUCAAUGAAGCCAAGCUGAUCACCUUCAGCAUGCUGGUCUUCUGCAGUGUCUGGGUCUCCUUUGUGCCCACCUACCUGAGUGCCAAGGGGAAGUACAUGGUAGCUGUGCAGAUCUUCUCCAUCUUGGCCUCCAAUGCUGGGCUCUUGGGCUGCAUCUUUAUCCCUAAAUGCUACAUUAUUGUGCUGAGGCCAGAUCUGAACACAAAGGAAAAUCUAAUGACAAAAUCUAAAGACAGUUUUUGAUCAUUUCUAUUGCAAA